Molecule: messenger RNA, 1077 nt
Organism: Exaiptasia diaphana
Lineage: Eukaryota; Metazoa; Cnidaria; Anthozoa; Actiniaria; Aiptasiidae
Exons: 3
Coding region: 1-1077 (358 amino acids)
Source: RefSeq, a predicted model, not a curated record
AUGGCGUCGUCAAYCCUAACAAAGCUAAAAAAGGAAAAGAUAGCAGUUUCGUCUGAUAUAGAGAGCAUGUUUCACAGAGUAGCUUGCAGAGAAGAAGAUACGGAUGCUCUCCGUUUCCUGUGGUUUGAUGAUGACAUGAACAAACCGCCGAUCGACUGCAAGAUGAUGGUACAUCUAUUUGGAAAGGCAGACUCGCCUUGCAUUGCUUCAUGGGCCUUAAAACGUACUGCCCUUGAUAAUGAAGAURAAUUUGACAAGGGGAUUUGUGACAUUGUGAACAACAAUUUUUAUGUAGAUGAUUGUUUGUUCUCAAAACCUACUGUUGAAGAAGCAGUUGAUUCAUCACUACAGUUAAUGAACUUACUAAAGAAAGGGAACUUUCGUCUCACUAAGUUUGCUUCCAGCAAUAAGCAAGUAUUGGCUUCGAUUCCUGCUGAAGAGAGAAYGAUUAAAGAUCUYGAUCUUGACAAACUUCCUACUGAAAGGGCACUUGGCGUGCAAUGGAACAUUGAGAAUGAUACCUUCGGUGUUAAGGUAUCUCUCAAACCGUCUGAUGAUAACACGAGGAGAAGCUGCUUGUCAACAUUAAGUUCAACCUUUGACCCCUUGGGUAUGGUCUCUCCRGUGCUGUUGAAGGCCAAGAGGGUCAUACAGAAAUCGUGGCAGCUGAAACUGGACUGGGACGAACAACUUCCUGACGACUUGCUACAUGUCUUUAGAAAAUGGCGCGAAGAACUUCCACUUCUAAAUAAUGUAAACAUUCCUCGAUGCUACUUCGUUGAAGGAUGUGCAACAAGAGCAACAUUUCAACUACACCAUUUCUGUGAUGCUUCAGAGUAUGGAUAUGGGACGGUUACAUACUUGCGGAAGAAGGAGGAGGAUGGAACUGUCGAGUGUGCAUUUGUAACAUCGAAAAGUCGCACUGCCCCUCUGCAGUAUGUGUCGAUUCCCCGACUUGAGCUUCAAGCAGCCACUAUCGCUGUUCGUGUGAAUAACAUGGUGAUGAAGGAAAUCCAGUUAGCGAUAUCAGCAGUAUUCUUCUGGACAGAUUCUCAGCUAGUCAUCCAUUGUGAGUAA